AUGAUGUACGAAGGCUUGUCUAUAACUUUUUACAUACCGCGUCAUCUUAGUUUUCCAUCAACAACCUUCGAAGAUGGUCUUGCUUUAUUCUUACAUGACAACGAUGAACUUUCAUUCAUGGUUAAAAAUAGCAUACGAUUACGACCUGGUCUCGCUCAUAUAAUAACAUAUCGAAAAAGUGAAACAAUUUUUCUUCCUAAACCUUAUACGAAUUGUACAACUGCAGUUGGACGUAAUUUGCGUCAUAUCUACGAGGUUAUCUUCGAUCCGCAUUUGGCCCUUCAAGUUGCUUAUUCCGAAGCUUUAUGUUAUGAAUUGGGUAAACAAGCAUAUAUUUUCUCACAAUGUUCCUGUAUUUUGCCUAUUCCAUUUCUUAUGCGAAAUGUCUUUUCGUUGGAUCAUGAUCGACUUCUAAUCGCCAAUAUUUGUAUGCCGGCCACGUUGGACGAAAACUGUGCAUUGAAUGCACGACAGCAGAUAGCUUUGAAUGCAUCUCUCAUGGCUGUUUGGUGUUCCCGAUGUGCUCCACAAUGUAAGCACACACAAUUUUCGAUCGAUGUUAGUGCAUUACCGGCGCCAACUGCGCAACAAAAAGCAUCAUGGAAAAAUGUUUUGUUAAAAAACAAUUCUAAUAUGUCCUUGCCGGAUAAUUUUGCUACCAAUUAUGAUGCCUACAUGGACGCCAAUUAUUUACGAGUGACUGUAGCAUGUGCUAGUCCAUAUGUAACAAUACAUCAACAACAGGCUAAAUUAACGCUCAUUGAUACAUUUUCGGCCAUUGGAGGCCAAACUGGACUGUAAGUAAAAGCUUCUUUUUUGUUGACAACAUUCUAUUAUAAUGAGUUAAUUGAAGGUGGAUUGGCCUUAGUGUGCUAAGUUUAAUGGAAUUCUGCGAGUUGAUCUAUCAAUUAAUUAUAAAACAAAUUAUACUAUGGCGAUAUCGGCGAAACAUGCACACUGAAAUGCAAGUGAAACCGUCGAUGACCACGAUUGAAAGUGUACCAAAUCAAUCACAAUAACAACCAUAAACCUUUUUUUGAACUAACAAAUGUGAACUAUUUUUCAGAUUUUCUUUGAUUUAAGUGUCCUAACGAGGCUUCUCUGCUUUAGAAACACAUUUUAUUUUGACUGAUUCUUGUUAGCUGACAAAUUAAUCAAUACAAGACUCUAACAUAUAAUGAGUUUAAAUCAGCUCUAUCCAAGUCUCCUUAAAACGCGAUUAACAAAUUUAAACAGUAUUGUUGUAGGCUUAAAAUAUGCAACAUAAUCGAACUAUUUCAAUCGUACAUGAAAUGACAUUGACUUGAAUAAAGAUUUAUCGUGCAGUUCCAAAAGCAGGGUGUGGGUGUGUGGGUGUGGGGUGUGGGUGUGGGUGUGUGGGUGUGGGUGUGGGUGUGGGGUGGGGUGUGGGUGUGGGUGUG
Molecule: messenger RNA, 1421 nt
Organism: Rotaria sp. Silwood1
Lineage: Eukaryota; Metazoa; Rotifera; Eurotatoria; Philodinida; Philodinidae
Source: the annotation of a GenBank genome assembly